UCAAAGUUCAUCCGCCAAGGAAUGGACGAGCUCAACGCCAGGUUCGACAUCCUCGUCCAACUUGGACCGGUCCAUCGCUCCCGUCUCAUAGGCUGAGUCUCAGAGCUCGUCAACUUACCCAAGACUACUCCCAAAGCAUGCCGUUGCCUACGUACUCACAUGCUGCCGUGCAGACAGAAGAGGCAUAUCUGCGCCCGUCGUCUGAACAACUUGUCUUCGAGCACCCAACACCGGUGGCAUCCAUGCAUCUCUUCUUCCCAAGUUCCCACCGCAUUGCUCGUUACCAAAAGAGGCAGCGUCCUGAUGCCACACCUCGCAUUGAUGCCGUCUGCGUCACACCCCUGAACCUCAAGCCCGUUUCUCCAUACUAUGUAUGCAUCCUUGGUAUUUGAACCCUUCUCACACUUCUUAAUCCUCCGCAUAUCCUCGCUCCCCUGUCCACCUCCCAGUUGCCUUCCCUGCCCAUCCUUUCCACCUCCCGCGGCCCCUUGUUCCCUCUCUGCCACUUCGCUUCGUCUGCGAUUGAUUUCCUGCCAGGGGCAAUUCGCUCGUCUCAGCCAGACUACUGCUGCUGCUGAACCUAGCAUACCUACUCUGCCACUAGCCUACUAUUAGCCUCACGUUAUUCUCCCUCCCGAGUGUCCAUGUCUUCCGACACUUGAUAUAAUUCGUCCUGUUCCCGCUGUUCACAAACCCUCUUGACCUCAGUCUACUCGACCAACCGACAUUUUCAAUUCUCGCCGUUCACUCGUUCAUAUACACUCCAGGCUGAGCCUCCAAUAUCCGAUAUCUACACCCACAUUCCUCAGUGUUGUCAUCGAACUUGCACACUGUCACCUCCCACUCUCUCGGUACCACCCACAUCCACCAAGCUUUAGACGUACCAAGGUGUCGGAAACGUCUCCUUCUCGUUCAAAAUGCAGUCCUCCCGCUUCCAGUCCAUCACCUCCCGCUUCUCUCCGAGCACACUCAGAACCACCUUCCGCCGCUCGUCAUCAGCAUCAUCCCGUGCCAGCAGCGACCGAGGCUCCUUUGCUACCACGGCAUCGUCUCCCGUCAGCACAAUCAACAGCAUUGUCUUCCGUCAGCCCUCGAUGCUUGACCUCGAGGAAGAGCGCAAGAGCUUUGGAAGCGAGCUCAGCAUCCUUGAGCCACGCCCUGUUCUCUACUUUGGCAGCGUCGAGGAACGUAUUGGAUCACUAUAAGCGCCAAUAUCACACUUUGGUCACAUGUUUUUACGAACGGCGAAGACGAUGGACUUUCGACACGCCAUUAUGUUUAUGAGCCCCGGAGCUCUUGGGUCUGAAUCAGAUUAGACGGGGAUUUGUUUUCAAUGGGAAAGCUUGGAAACACAGGCGGCGUUUAGGAGUUUGGCUCCUGAUGGACAAGCCUAGAACAGGCGUCCUGGGAGCCACUGAUUUCUUUUACUGGCUGGAGGCCAGAUUACCACUGUCAAGAUAUCGCCAUGAUGCGAUUAUGAUAGAGAGAAGCAGCU
Molecule: messenger RNA, 1495 nt
Organism: Colletotrichum scovillei
Lineage: Eukaryota; Fungi; Ascomycota; Sordariomycetes; Glomerellales; Glomerellaceae
Exons: 1
Coding region: 918-1205 (95 amino acids)
Source: RefSeq, a predicted model, not a curated record